UACCCCUGGGAUCGGUCCAGCCUGAAAUCCAUGCCCCUGGACCUGCGGCAGUUUGAGAAACUGGACACCUAUGCCUCACAGGUGACAGUCAACAGUGGCCUGGAUGAGCUGGUGAGCGACCUGCUCCAGGAGGCCCACAGUGACCUGGAGAGGGUCCGCGUGAUCUGGAUCUGGAUCUGCCACCACAUAGAGUAUGACAUCGAGGCUGCCCAGGAGAAGGACCGCCAGGCCUUCAAGCCCACCGACAUCCUACGGACCCGGAAGACCAACUGUGACGGCUACGCUGGACUCUUUGAGAAAAUGUGCAGGAUCGCCGGCGUGCAGUGCGUGACUGUGCCUGGCUACUCCAAGGGCUUUGGCUACCAGACGGGGCAGAGCUUCUCGGGGGACUUUGACCACGCCUGGAAUGCCGUGUACCUGGAGGGGAGAUGGCACCUGGUGGACAGCACCUGGGGCAGUGGCCUGGUGGAUUCUACCACCUCCAAAUUCACCUUCCUCUACAAUGAAUUCUACUUCCUCACCCAUCCCGCACUGUUCAUCGAGGACCAUUUCCCAGACAACAAGAACUGGCAACUGCUAAAACCUCCUCAAUCUCUGAAGCAGUUUGAGAACAACAUGUAUCACAAGAGUGAAUUCUACAACAAGGGAAUGCUGAGUGCCCACCCAGAGACUUCUGUGAUCAAAACAGUGAACGGGAAAGCCACCAUCACCAUCGAGAGCUGUGCCCCAACGCUCUUCAUGUUUAUGCUCAAUGGCAAGCAGGAGCAUGGGCUGCUGAGCCUCAGGAAGAACGGGAUGAAGCUGGACAUAUACCCUCCGACGGUGGGCACCCACAAGCUGCAGAUCUUUGCCAAAGGCAGCUCCGACGUCUACAGCUCAGUGCUCGAGUACACGCUCAAGUGCAACUACGUGGACAUCAGUGUCCGGCUGCCGGCCGAGCUGCACCAGCCCGUGGGCCCCAGCUGGUUCUCAGAGCAGAUGGGCAUCGUGAAGCCCUCCCACCCCGACCCCAUCAUCCACACUGGCGACGGGCGCUGCUCGGUCAGCUUCGGCGUGGAGGAGGGCAUCAGCGUCCUGGCUUCCCUGCAUGGGGACGAGGGCCCCGUCACCGAGGAGACGCAGCAGCGCUACAUCUUCCAGGUGCAGCGGCAGAAGCGGGCAGAGCUGAAGGUCCAGCUGCCCCGGGCCGGCAAGUUUGCCCUCAAGAUCUUUGUCAAGAAGAGGCUGGAGCCGGGCAACUACGUCUUCGUCUUCAAUUAUCUGCUGUGCUGCACCAACACCAAGGUGAACUGGCCCAUGUUCCCCGAGAGCUUUGGCAACUGGGGGCAGGACAAUGAGUUGCUGGAGCCCCUGUCGGGCGUGCUUCCUGCCAAUCGGAACGUCCCGUUCAAACUGAAGCUCCACGGCGUCGCCAAAGCCCUGGUGAAGGGGCAGGACACGUGGCCCCUGACCCUGACUAGAGAGGGCUACUGGGAGGGCAGCUGCAGCACGGCCGGGUGCCGCGAGAUCUACGUCAUGGUGCUGGAGAACGCCAACCACAACUUCUACUCCUACAUCCUGAAAUACAAAGUGAACGCCCAGUGAGGCCCGGCGCCCCCCGGCCACCCCCGCCCAGAGGGCCGAGGCCAGACUUGCCCAGGGAGGGCCCUGGACACCACCAAGCCUGCACGCAGUCUCUUGGAGGCCUCUGCCUCGCUCUCUGCUCGCCACGGAGGCGGGGGUGUUGGCGUUCCCAUGGCUUCACCCGGUUGUGGCCGUGGCCCAGGGGACUGAGGCAGAGGCCCUGUAGAAGACAAAGGUGCUAUGUAAAUCCAAGGCAUUGGAAAGGGUACACCACUGCCCAGACGCCCCCUUCGCGUAGUAAUGCUCUUGUUGUCUUUAUAGGGCUGAUGUGGGAAAGCAGGGAGGUUGCCCAGACAGAAAGCUUUUUCACGUGAUGAUGAGAGAAUUCUCCUCCGUGCCCAGGAGGGACCUGAUCUGCAAGGCUGAGUCAUCCUGAAUCACAGAGCCCGUUUCGGAUAGCCUCAGUGUUUCUCACCAAUUCCUGGACCCCAGGGACGGUCGGCCUACCAUUAUUUCCCCCAGACCUGACCAUCUGCAUUCCUGCUGCCCCUCGCUCUUCAAGAGCCCUAGAAAAGAGAAGGUGUGAAGAGGAAGCUGACCAGCCCGCACCCGGCCCGAGGCUCCACGGUCCCCGGACACAAUGGCCAUGUGGCAAUAGGAAGGUCACGAGGAGGCUCCCAGGGCCCGCUCUGGGGUGCCCUGGGGGGAGGGCCAGAGGGCGGGGGACAACACAGCAGCCCUGCCACCUGAGUCUGAGGCUGUGAGGCCUCCGACUCGUGCUCCCGACGGGCCCACAGGCCAGUUCAGUCUAGGGAGUCGCUGGCCCUCCAGGCCCUCUCAGAGCCUGGGCUUCAGGCCCCAGCCUGCACUUUCACGGGGAGCUUCAGGAGGCUGCUAGGCCCUGGGGGGGGGCCCUUGGUGAUAGCCCUAAAGACCCAGGCAGGGAGGCCAGGCAGGGAGGAGUGCAAACACCGUAGUGCCAAGGAGACUCAUGAAAUAACAGGGCUCUGCCAGCCCCCAAGGCUCCCUACCAGCAAAGCCCACACAGGGGAACCUCCACCCGCUCCGGGAGCCGCUUCUGUGCUUGUCCACAUCCCAUCUCCCUUCCUGCCUGUCUCUGACAUGAGAGACCCCUGGGGUCCUGCCAUCCACGCCAGCUCCAGCCCUAGGAGCCUUAGCAGCACCUCAGGCCCGUGUUGCCAUGGCAACAGCAGCAAGGCUGGCUCCUUCCUACAAGGGCAGCCCAGAGGGAAGGAGGGAGAGGCCCUGCGUGGCCACUGCAGCCCCCUCCCAGCACAAGGAACCCCUGUAGGGGCUCCCCGCCUCCUGGCUGCUCCACUCUGUGGCCCCUCCCGUCUCCGCGCCCUCACCCGGAGAGCGGGCAGUGGCCCAGCACCGCCCCCCCCAACUACUGUUCUAAAUGUCCUCAGGUUCAGCGACAGCCAGGCCAGCUGGAUGCUCACGCCUCCUCUGCCUUCAUCCUCACAUUUGUGUAUUCGGCAAAUGUUCACGGGGCACUUAAUUAGCACAGGGCUCCGUGCUCGAUGCCGGGGUUAUGGAGGGAACCAGGGGGUCCCGCCCCUGCCAUCUCAGAGCUCAGGGUGGGCAGCAGCAGCCUCCCUCAAACAGGCCUGCCUAAAGUUCCAGGCUCCCAACACUUCAGUCCCGCAUCUCCCCAAAGGUCCCUGGUGCCACCCAGCUUGGACCUGGCCCAGAGCCAUGUGACAGGGGUGCCCAGGCUGGGGGCCUGGAACACCAGGGCAGAACAUCAUGGGGGGUCUGGGCUCUCCCCUGGACUGUGUCUUGUGCCCUCUGGCAGGCUCUGCCUCCCAAGCCUUUGGCACAGUUGACACGCACGCCUGGAAAAUGCACAAAGACCCCAGAGGCAGAACCGCUGUGCACUAACUACGACAGGAAAACAAGGGGAGUUCUUACACCCCGAAAACAGCCUUUUUUCAUACCUUUGAUUUUAUGGGCUGAAAGAAAGGUGCUGUGUUUUAUCCAAAUAGUAAGUGCCUUCUAUGACUCAUGUCACUCCCUGGACCCAGAGCCAUGGCUAGCCCCGAUGAGAACGUGUAUCUUUUUAAAAAUAAUAUAACUAAUCAGUACAUUCUGGAGCAGGCAGAGGA
This is a messenger RNA of Leptonychotes weddellii (Weddell seal), 3692 nucleotides long. The record is from RefSeq and is a predicted model, not a curated record. NCBI's taxonomy places the organism in Eukaryota, Metazoa, Chordata, Mammalia, Carnivora, Phocidae.